UAUCUCUAAGGAAGUUCCAUCCAUAUCUAAAGUCAUUGGAAAAUAAGCUUCUGUUUGCAAGAAAACUUAUUCCUGUUGCAGAACCAUGGAGUUUGACCGCUGGAAAGACUACUUGCAGCUAGCUGCGCUAGUCCAGGAGAUGGCAAGUGAGAGGAGAAGGCAAAGCCAGCAACCACCUUUAGCUUCUUCAAGUGCAGCAGAUGCCAACUUGCCAGCCAAGGAGACAAUUCAGACUGACAAUGCCACCCCUCAGCCUUCUUUAACCAGAAAGUUGGCUAGCUGUCCAGCAGAGGAAGACAAUAGUUUUUUUACCCAGAAGAUGGACAACGGGAAUUGGAAUUACACCACUAAACAUCCCUUUAAAGUUCCUGCAGCUUCUAUUCUGGUUAAGAAGGACAACACCUUGCAUAUCCAGAAGACUAUAGCAGCUGAGGUGAGGAAUUACUUCCCUGAACCCCAAUCAACCGGAAACCUUAAUAGCCAUCCUGCAUGUGAGACUCUGCCUAAAAACAACACCAGCCUCGAAGUUGUGGAUAGGGCAAAUAAGACUGAGACUGAUACCCCUGAACUUCCUUCACCCAGUACCCAUUCUGCUAAUGCAAAUCAUGGAGAGGGCAGCAAAGAAGGUAGCAAGCCAGACAUGCAGUGCGGCAUUUGCCCUAAAGAACAAGGUGCAACUGAGAACUUCUGCAAGUUCUGCAAGCACAACGGGGAGUCCACCAGAGUUUUUACCUCCCACACUUUGAGGAAUUCGAGUGGAAUCGUCAUCUGCCCCGUCCUUCGCAAAUACACUUGCCCCUUGUGUGGGGCAACGGGGGACGUCUCCCACACACUCAAGUAUUGUCCCUUCAAUGAUGACAAAGGCUGUCUCUACAACAAGAGCGGGCGCAAUUCUGCAGGUCGCCAAGUUAGGCGCUAAUUUAAAGGGCUCAUUAAAAGUCUACUUUAUAUCUUGUGUCUUUGAGAUGCUUUGUUAUA
Messenger RNA from Xenopus laevis (African clawed frog), 978 nucleotides. RefSeq lists its product as uncharacterized. NCBI's taxonomy places the organism in Eukaryota, Metazoa, Chordata, Amphibia, Anura, Pipidae. The transcript has a single exon. The record is from RefSeq and is a predicted model, not a curated record. The coding region runs from base 86 to 919 and encodes 277 amino acids.